AUGCGCCAGAUUCAUGGAGUAGACAAACCCACCAAUACUAAACAUGCCUGCGCCCACUGCCGGCGGGCGAAGUCCCAAUGCCAGGGCGGAGUUCCAUGCAAUGAGUGCCUACGUCGAGGGAUUCAAUGUUCUCUGAGCCGAUGGGUGGAGACUCCCUGUCACCCGGCGGGUGUCGCAGAUAUUCCAGCUUCGAAUGUGGGCCCCCCAAAGCCGUCACGCCGCUUUCUUAACCUGUACUCUGAGAAGUUCCACCCAUACUGGCUCUUUAUACAUCAGGGCUCGUUUGACGAGAAGGUAGAGUCGCCCUUACUUGUUCAAGCCAUGGUUGCUAUUGGGCUGUGGAUGAGCGACCAGCCAGCUACACGGUCAGCAGCGAUUGACCUUCACAAUACCUUGGCUCUAGCCAUCAGUCAGCAAAGAGAAGCAUGGGAUGUUUCUGUCACAGAGGAUUUGCCUAGUGCCAAGUGGCAGAUCCCGACAUACCAAGGCAUCUUAUUGCAUAUAAUCUUCGCUCUCAUGCGAUCAGGCGCUGAGAAUCUUGGUGUUGACCAGAAGCCCUCUCUCGCCCAGGCCCAUACAGGACUACUUGACUCGCUUCUUAGGAGCUGCAAAAGAUUAGGCAUGUUUUAUUAUCCAAGUAUACUUGCGCUGUAUUCUCAGAGCGAUGCUAGUCCAUACAUCUGGCUGGGCAUUGAAGAAACCAAGUGGUUCGACUUGGCCCUAUACAAAGUCUACCAAUCCACUAGUAGGAUUGGAAAGCGAGCCAACAACACCCACAUUGAUUCAAAACUGACUGCCCGGGAUUUGCAGUUUCCUCCCCCGACAAAUAUACGCUUGUGGAAGGCAGUGAGUAAGACCGACUGGGACACUGCCGCACACAGUGGCGUCUUCAACCACCUGUUAGAUAAUACCAUGAGCGAAGUGUGGAUUUCAAAAGUUAAUGAAGCCUGUGACUUUGGUUUGGAACUGUAUCAUACUCUUCAGGGCUAG
Messenger RNA from Aspergillus calidoustus, 990 nucleotides. The record is from the annotation of a GenBank genome assembly. Lineage: Eukaryota; Fungi; Ascomycota; Eurotiomycetes; Eurotiales; Aspergillaceae.